Messenger RNA from Motacilla alba alba, 978 nucleotides. Its product is annotated as purpurin. The record is from RefSeq and is a predicted model, not a curated record. Gene Ontology annotation, molecular function: retinol transmembrane transporter activity; retinoid binding. The coding region runs from base 159 to 749 and encodes 196 amino acids. NCBI's taxonomy places the organism in Eukaryota, Metazoa, Chordata, Aves, Passeriformes, Motacillidae. The transcript has 6 exons.
UAUUCAGGCACACGAGGAAAAAUAACCAAUUAGUGACUUUGCAGAUUCCUUAUUUAAAGGGAACCGGAGGGCAAUUGACACAAAACCCUCCUGCUACCUGCAGUCCAAAGACUGAAGCAGAGUAGUCUCAAGAAUCUCCAACAUCUCCACUCAGCAGAAUGAAAUACGCACAGUAUGUUUUCCUGGCCUCGAUCUUCUACACUGUUGAAUAUAGCCUAGCUCAGACCUGUGCAGUGGAGUCUUUCUCUGUGAAAGACAAUUUUGAUCCAAAAAGGUAUGCAGGCAAAUGGUAUGCCCUGGCCAAGAAGGAUCCAGAAGGCCUUUUCCUUCAGGACAACAUCUCUGCUGAAUACACUGUGGAGGAAGAUGGCACAAUGACGGCAUCCUCCAAAGGCCGAGUGAAGCUUUUUGGUUUCUGGGUGAUCUGUGCUGACAUGGCUGCUCAGUACACAGUACCUGACCCAACCACUCCAGCAAAAAUGUAUAUGACCUACCAGGGACUGGCCAGCUACCUCUCCAGUGGUGGGGACAACUACUGGGUGAUUGACACUGACUAUGAUAACUAUGCCAUCACCUACGCCUGCCGCAGCCUGAAGGAGGAUGGCUCCUGUGAUGAUGGCUACUCCCUGAUCUUCUCGCGCAAUCCCCGUGGCCUCCCCCCAGCCAUCCAGCGCAUAGUGCGCCAAAAGCAGGAGGAAAUCUGCAUGUCUGGCCAGUUCCAGCCUGUGCUUCAGUCAGGGGCUUGCUAAAAGUACACUUCUGAUCCUAUCCUUAAGCACAGAAACCAGAUCUCUUGGUCCUGAAGUUGCCACUCAACUAAUAAUUUUAAAAAAUCAUAGUAUGGAAUAGUGUGUUUUUCCUGAAAAACACAUGAAAAUAUUGGGGGAUCUUUAAACAGUGUGCAAUAUAAUAGUGAUAUUUGAAUUUUCAAGGGAAUACCUAAUGUGGCAUUUCUCAAUAAAUGUUUUUGAAAAAAAA